Messenger RNA from Cynara cardunculus var. scolymus (artichoke), 618 nucleotides. RefSeq names its product serine carboxypeptidase II-3-like. Gene Ontology annotation, cellular component: vacuole. Gene Ontology annotation, biological process: proteolysis. The transcript has 4 exons. Gene Ontology annotation, molecular function: serine-type carboxypeptidase activity. The record is from RefSeq and is a predicted model, not a curated record. NCBI's taxonomy places the organism in Eukaryota, Viridiplantae, Streptophyta, Magnoliopsida, Asterales, Asteraceae. The coding region runs from base 1 to 618 and encodes 205 amino acids.
AUGACUCUGCAGAUUGGGAAUGCUUGGAUAGAUGACAGUACCUCUUAUGAAGGGAUGUAUGACUACUACUGGACACAUGCCCUGAACUCUGAUGAGACCAAUGCAGGAAUCAACAAAAACUGCGACUAUGUUUCUGGGAAUUUCUCGGAUGCGUGCUAUCAGUAUCAAAGCCAAGGAGACGGUGAAUAUGGUGGAAUUGAUAUAUACAACAUCUAUGCUCCACUCUGUGAUGGCAGUACACAAACCCCUGGAUCUGUUAAGAGCUUUGAUCCUUGCUCUGAUGGAUAUGUCUCCUCCUAUCUGAACCGAGCAGAAGUGCAAGAAGCUCUUCAUGUCAGAAAUACGUCAUGGACACAUUGCGGUGGUGACAUUGAUGGACGGGUACCAGUAACAUCCUCAAGGUACUCCGUAAACAGGUUGAAGCUUCCAAUAGAGACUGCUUGGCGGCCAUGGUACUACAACGAAGAGGUUGGAGGAUAUGUGGUAGGCUACAAAGGAGUGGUACUGACCACAGUAAGAGGCGCCGGGCAUACAGUCCCAAGCUACCAACCAGAAAGAGCACUGGUGAUGAUCUCAUCAUUCCUUCAGGGGAAACUUCCUCCACCUUCAACAGAAUAA